AUGAUUCUUGCGAGCUUAGUGGCUGUGAUAAUAGCCACUGACAUUACCGCUGAAGACGGUUAUUCGGCAAACAAUGGAAUUCCUAUUUCUUGCAUUUCCAGUCGCGAUCGAUACAAAUGCAUAGAGAAGGUCAGUAGAGAAGAGAUUGACGUGGUCGUUGUCGAUCCAGAAGACAUAUAUUUAAUUGCAUUGGACGACAAUCAAACAAAAGAGGAAGCGUAUGCAGAUUAUCAUUACGAAGCAGUCGCUGUAAUCCAGAAGGACCUAAACGUAUCCGAUGCUAAGGGACUACGUCAUUUAAAAUCUUGUCACACUGGUAUUCGAGAUGACAUUGGCUACAAUAUACCUCUCGCGAAAUUGGCAGCUAUCGGUGAUAACAUAAACAAUACAGAAUAUUUUGUUCGCGACAAUGAAUUUCAGGCAUUGAGUUUGCUCUUCAGCAAAGCUUGCCUAGUUGAAACUUGGUCAUCAGAUCCAACAAUAAAUCGAAAGCUUAGAAACGUAACAUGUGCACACUUUAUAAAAAGCCAAACGUCUGUGAUUAUCAAGAUAUCUAUUCGGAUCAAUGCUGAUACCAAACCCUGUACUUGGGCUGCACGACCAUGGCAAGGAUAUAUGGCUAAUGAUGGAGUGAAUAACAUAGAAGCCGUUCAAAAAGAAUUAACGGAAUUAGGACAAUUGGGUGAGAAGGAAAAGGCUGCUUGGUGGAAAGAUUUGAUGUUGCUUGAUGAAAAAACUCUGGCUGUUGCUUCAUCACCUAUCAGUCCUGAACAACAUUUGAAAGACGCCAAAUACUUGGACGUCAUUGAAAGAAACUCAGGUGCACCUGAAAGGAACGCUCGCUUGUGUGUAUGGACUCAGGAUGCUUUAAAUAAGUGCCGUGCCUUGAGUAGAGCAGCUCACUCAAGAGAUGCUAGACCCAGACUGAGUUGCUUAUUGGAGAAGGAUCAAGAUGCCUGUUUGGUAGCUGUCAGAGAUGAUGGUGCUGAUUUAGUAGUCGUUGAUGGUGGAUCGGUACUGCGUGCAAUAACGGACUUCAAUGCGCAACCAAUUAUUUCAGAAGUAUAUGGAAGUGGUUCAACAAAAUACAGCGAAAGACCGACAGUUGUUGUUGUUAAGAAAGGCAGCUCUAUCAGUGGACUUGCCGAUUUGAGAGGUAAACGAUCUUGCCAUAGUGGCUACAGAAACGAUUUUGCUGGAUGGUUGGCACCGAUUCACGCUCUUAAGAAAGCAAAUUUGAUUAAGUCGGAAGACGAUGUAGCAGAAUUCUUUGCUGGCUCCUGCGCACCUGGUGCACAGCCAGGAUCGAAAUUGUGUCAACAAUGUGUUGGUAACAUUGCAUCCAACGACGACAAGGUAACCGAAGCAACUAAGUGUAAACCAACUGAGGCAGAAGCUUUCAAAGGAGGCCAAGGAGCUAUCAAAUGUCUGACUUCAGAUAAAGGCGAUGUGGCUUUCUUGCCUCUACCUGCUCUCAUGGAAAUUGAUAAGAAGAACGAGUCUGAAGGUGGCGUGAAGACGUCAGACUUUAUGUUGGUCUGUCCUAAUGGUGGUUUAGCACCAGUGGAGGAAUGGUCCAAAUGCAAUCUAGGAUUAGAACCACCUCGCAUUAUUUUAAGCUCUGCUGGAAAAACAGUACAUGCUUUGGACGAAUUGAAACACGAUUUGGCAAUCAGUACGAUUUACUCUAAGAGACUAAAUUUCUUACAACUAUCUGGUAGCUGAAAUCUCAAUUUAUUG
Vespula vulgaris is the source of this 1740-nucleotide messenger RNA. Its product is annotated as transferrin-like. Gene Ontology annotation, cellular component: early endosome; plasma membrane; recycling endosome. Gene Ontology annotation, biological process: iron ion transport. The record is from RefSeq and is a predicted model, not a curated record. NCBI's taxonomy places the organism in Eukaryota, Metazoa, Arthropoda, Insecta, Hymenoptera, Vespidae.